GGCGGGGGGCGGACUCCUGGACGGCCGCGCGCCCGGGAACCCGGCGCCCACAGAGCGGCGGCACCAUGGCACCUGCCGGACGCCCGGGGGCCAAGAAGGGGAUUUUGGAACGCCUGGAGAGUGGGGAGGUUGUGAUUGGAGAUGGCAGCUUUCUCAUUACUCUGGAGAAGAGAGGCUAUGUGAAGGCUGGGCUCUGGACUCCAGAGGCAGUGAUAGAACACCCAGAUGCAGUUCGUCAACUUCACAUGGAAUUCUUGAGAGCAGGAUCAAAUGUCAUGCAGACUUUCACCUUUUCUGCCAGUGAGGACAAUAUGGAAAGCAAGUGGGAAGAUGUCAAUGCUGCUGCCUGUGACCUCGCCAGGGAAGUGGCUGGCAAAGGUGAUGCUUUGGUUGCAGGGGGGAUCUGCCAGACAUCAAUAUACAAAUACCACAAGGAUGAAACUAGAAUUAAAAAACUUUUUCGACAACAGCUAGAAGUUUUUGCCUGGAAAAAGGUGGACUUCUUGAUUGCAGAGUAUUUUGAGCAUGUUGAAGAAGCUGUGUGGGCUGUGGAAGUCUUAAAAGAAUCCGAUAGACCCGUGGCAGUUACCAUGUGCAUAGGCCCAGAGGGAGACAUGCAUGAUACAACCCCCGGAGAAUGUGCCGUGAGGCUGGUGAAGGCAGGGGCUUCCAUCGUUGGCGUGAACUGCCGCUUUGGGCCCGAGACCAGCUUGAAGACGAUGGAGCUCAUGAAGGAGGGUCUUGAGCGGGCAGGGCUGAAAGCGCACCUCAUGGUGCAGCCCCUGGGGUUCCACACGCCCGACUGUGGCAAAGAGGGGUUUGUGGACCUCCCAGAAUAUCCCUUUGGACUGGAGUCCAGAGUUGCCACCAGAUGGGAUAUUCAAAAAUACGCCAGAGAAGCCUACAACCUGGGGGUCCGGUACAUUGGCGGGUGCUGUGGAUUUGAGCCCUACCACAUCAGGGCAAUUGCAGAGGAGCUGGCCCCAGAAAGGGGCUUUUUGCCACCAGCUUCAGAAAAACAUGGCAGCUGGGGAAGUGGUUUGGACAUGCACACCAAACCCUGGAUUAGAGCAAGGGCUCGAAGGGAGUAUUGGGAGAAUCUGCUGCCAGCUUCAGGCAGACCUUUCUGUCCUUCGCUGUCAAAGCCAGACGCCUAAGGAGUAGUGAAAGAAAACCCUGAAAUAACAGAACGGAAAAAAGUUGCCCUCAAGCCCGACCUGGAACCCUUCCUCGCCUUCAUCCUCACCAUGCCCUGCUAUCUCCAGCUGCUGAGCAGCUGAGGCGCUGCAGCCCCUUCCCUUCCAGUCCACAAGCACCUACAUAUUGAGCUCCUGCUGUGGUUAAGCACUGCAACAGACACUACCAGAGAUGCAGAGAAGCGAGAGAGGCACCUUGUUCUCCAAGAACUUACUGGCCAAUAAUGCUGCAGUGCAUUCCUUUGAAGAUCAUCAGGAAUAGCCAAACUUGUCUUUGAGGGUGAAUUUGACACUUUAAAAUAAUCAGAAGUCACUGAGACCCAAAGCUAGUGAAUAAUUCAAGUGACUAAGCUAGGUACUUGAGGAUGAUAGAGCAACACUAAACUAAAGCAAUGAGUGUGCUUUUCUUUAAUGAUUUAUAUGAUAACUCCAAAGGCAAUCCCAAAAGAAAAGAUGUAAAGAAUGUUUUGAGCAAUGGUAGGAUUAUUGAAAUAAAUGUAUAACUAUCCAAAGUGA
Messenger RNA from Macaca mulatta (Rhesus monkey), 1712 nucleotides. RefSeq names its product betaine--homocysteine S-methyltransferase 2 (gene BHMT2). Gene Ontology annotation, biological process: L-methionine salvage. Gene Ontology annotation, molecular function: S-methylmethionine-homocysteine S-methyltransferase activity; zinc ion binding. The record is from RefSeq and is a predicted model, not a curated record. Lineage: Eukaryota; Metazoa; Chordata; Mammalia; Primates; Cercopithecidae. Gene Ontology annotation, cellular component: cytosol.